AUGGCUUUCCUUUUCUAUCUUCAUCUUUCUCCUUUUCUUCCUCUCUGUGCUUUCGUUUUUUAUUCUAUUUUAUUUUUGCUCUUCCUACCCCCCUCUCUCUCUCUCUUUCUCUCUCUCUGUCUCUCUGUCUCUCUCUGUCUCUCUUAUGGUUCAUUAUCUAUCUAUCUAUCUAUCUAUCUAUCUAUCUAUCUAUUAUGGUUCAUCAUCUAUCUAUCUAUCUAUCUAUCUAUCUAUCUAUCUAUCUCUCUAUCUAGCGUGGUUCAUUAUCUAUCUAUCUAUUACGGUUCAUUAUCUAUCUAUCUAUCUAUCUAUCUAUCUAUCUAUCUAUCUAUCUAUCUAUCUACCGUAGUUCAUUAUCUAUCUAUCUAUCUAUCUAUCUAUCUAUCUAUCUAUCUAUCUAUCUAUCUAUCUACUUGUACGUUCUUUUUUUCUGUUUUAUCAGUCCUUUCUUUCUUUCUUUUUCUAAAUUCCUCUCACUUUCUUUCACCUACCAUUUUCCCUCUCUUCUUUCUUUCUUUCUUUCUUUCUUUCUUUUUUUCGCACUAUCAUUUUUAUCACUCUCUUUUUAUCAAUAACUUUCUUCUCUCGCAUUUCUUAUCUUUCUUUCUCUCUUUCAUUUUUCUAAAUUCUUCUCACUUUGUCACCUACCGUCUUUACUCUCGUCAUCCCUUAUACUUUCUUUCUUUCUUUCUUUCUUUCUUUCUUUCUUUCUUUCUUUCUUUCUAUCUUUCUUAA
Molecule: messenger RNA, 735 nt
Organism: Acanthosepion pharaonis
Lineage: Eukaryota; Metazoa; Mollusca; Cephalopoda; Sepiida; Sepiidae
Source: the annotation of a GenBank genome assembly